This is a messenger RNA of Caenorhabditis remanei, 603 nucleotides long. RefSeq lists its product as uncharacterized. The transcript has 2 exons. The record is from RefSeq and is a predicted model, not a curated record. Bases 1 to 603 code for a protein of 200 amino acids. Lineage: Eukaryota; Metazoa; Nematoda; Chromadorea; Rhabditida; Rhabditidae.
AUGAAGAAUCUUCUGAUCGUCUCCGUUCUCAUUGUUGGAGCUCUUUGUCAUGGUUUCUUGGGAGAUGAUGGCCAAGUGUGCUCUGACGCAAAUGACUGCGUGUCUCGUUUCUGUUUCAAUGGAAAAUGUGUGACGCCACCUCGUCGUAGUUACACCGGAAUCGUAGGACACUCGGCCAUGCCAGCUUGUGGAGGAAGAUGUUCAUUGGGAGAGUUAUGUGCUCACGGAGAAUGUGUUUCGUCAUCAAGCAUCCCGAUCCGUCGUUUUUCUUCUGCGAAACCAAAGCUCUGCAGCACAAUCAUUGAUUGUGGAUCGUCUCAACUUUGUGUCGACGGAAAGUGUGUUGUGGAUAACGGACAUGGAGGACUCUGCUCAUCUGACGCCUACUGCCCGAAUGGAUUCAUUUGUAUCGAUGGAAAAUGCUCGGAAAGCAGACGUCGUUUUUCUUCUGCGGAACCAAAACCCUGCAGCACAAUCGCGUGUCUUAACAGAGAUAACAGACGUCGUUUCUCUCUCCCAUGCACUGCUCCAUGCGGCCCCGGUCAAAGAUGUAUCAAUGGAGUUUGUGUUGGAAUCGACAUGCUCCAUAACGGAUGGUAUUAA